ACAAACUGUCAUGGCCUCUUAUGAAGUAGUAGACACGAGAAAACAAUAACCGUCGAUUUGGAAAUAGUUUAAAAGCAGCACUUUGUCGUUAAACAUUGCCUUUUUGUUUUUUGUUUUUGGGAGGCUUAACUUCCACAUCAAUGAUUUGCCGAAUUCUACCUUUGAUCUUAAUCGGUGAAAUGGUACAAGAUUAACCGCGUCUGGGAGACAAAAUGCCAUGUUGCACAUGACAUGAAAACUUGUUCAACGAAGAUUCUUUGGAAGACUGUCAUAUAACAAGAGGUUAUGGAGAAACCAUGCAUUUUGGCAACCACACUUGGAGGAAAAGGUGGCAUCGACCAGCGUUUUGCACCUUGUAUUGAGAAACACUUCACUGUAAUCCCAUAUGAGAGAUUUGUACAUAAGAAAGAAGACUUCGCAGACAAAAUCCAGGCACUAUUUGUGUGGGGUGUAACAAUUAAAGUUGACCAAAAUCUGUUACAGUCCUUGCCUAACCUUAAAGUUGUAGUCAAUGGCGGAGUAGGAGUAGACCAUCUUGAUAUUCCUCUGAUCAAUAGCUUUGGAGUCAAAGUUUCCAACACUCCUCAUGUGGUGGAUAAUGCCACAGCAGAUAUCGGGAUGGGCUUGAUGUUGGCAUCUGCAAGGAAGAUUGUUGAGGGGCACAAUUUUUCUAAGUUCCGUGAAUCUGAUGAUUUACUAGAGGCCUCUUUAGGCACUGAUGUUAGUGGGGCCACCCUAGGCAUCAUUGGCAUGGGUAGAAUUGGAUACAAAGUAGCCAAAAGAGCGCAAGGGUUUGAGAUGAAAAUCCUCUACCACAAUAGGUAUCGAAGGGCCGAGAGUGAAGAGAAAGCAGUUGGGGCCACAUAUUGUGAAAGGAUGGAGGAUCUGCUACAGAGCUCAGACUUUGUCAUGGUGGUGGUCAAUCUGUCCCCUCAGACACACAAACUGAUUGGUGCCAAAGAGCUUGCCAUGAUGAAACCCAGCAGCACCCUUAUCAACAUUAGCAGAGGCUUGGUAGUGGACCAAGAUGCCUUAGUGGAUGCUCUCCAGAAGAAACUGAUACGAGCUGCAGCUUUAGAUGUCACUUAUCCUGAACCUCUGCCCAGGGACCAUCCCCUGCUGUCCUUCCCUAAUGUUAUAGUCCUGCCUCACCUAGGAACCAAUACUGUGGAGACAACUCAGGUCAUGGUGGAGAGGAUGGUGACCAAUGCCUUGGCCGCUCUAUCCGGAGGCCAGCCUCCUGAUGAGGUUAAGGCAUAGAGCCAGAUCACAGAGCCAUCUGUCCUUCCUUUUAUUUUAACCCAGCAAAACGUAUGACUGAAAAGACUGAUUAGACAUAAUAAUAAUAAUUGUAUUAUAAAACUGAAUCGGAAUAUGUUUUGAGAAAUCUGUGAGUUUAGAAUUUGUCUCUUGCUUAACUGUAAGUUAAAUGGAUGCAUAUAUUGAUUCUGUAUAACAGCACAGUAUAAAAAUUGAUAUGCUUGCCUCAUGAUAAUUUAAAAAAUGUUCUCAUCCUGAUGCUAAUUAGUCUACUCUAAAAUAAACUUUAAGUGAGGUACAGAAGAA
This is a messenger RNA of Myxocyprinus asiaticus (Chinese sucker), 1566 nucleotides long. RefSeq lists its product as uncharacterized. Gene Ontology annotation, molecular function: hydroxypyruvate reductase [NAD(P)H] activity; glyoxylate reductase (NADPH) activity; NAD binding. NCBI's taxonomy places the organism in Eukaryota, Metazoa, Chordata, Actinopteri, Cypriniformes, Catostomidae. Gene Ontology annotation, cellular component: cytosol. The record is from RefSeq and is a predicted model, not a curated record. Bases 286 to 1260 code for a protein of 324 amino acids. The transcript is spliced from 6 exons.